AUGCCAUCAAUUGCACGGCGAGCUUGCUUGACGCGGCUAAUGAUCAGUCCCGCAGUCGCACGUAGGAGUAUGGCGACAGUACGGUCUGCCUUGCCGCACGAACAGAGAACGCAGGCCGAGCCGCGGGAGAGCGUGCUUGAACCAGUGAUAUUGGCGAACAUAAAAGACGUCAACGACAAUAUCAGGCUCUUGCGACUGAAUGCAGUAGAUGCAGCCCAUACGAUCAAGUUCCUGCCCGGACAAUGGAUCGACACCUUCAUUCCUGGGCUAACAUCCGCAGGCGGCUUUACCAUAACCUCGACCCCCAGCCAAGCUAGACCCUCCAAUCACUAUCCGCCUUUCCUAGAGCUCGCGAUACAGAAGAGCGCCAACCCACCAGCGAAAUGGUUAUGGCGACCUGAAGACGAGAUCCUCGGCAGUCAGCUCGUGGUCCGCGUCGGCGGCUCAUUCACAUAUCCCCCUCCCAGGCUCGACGUCAGGCAGGUAGACCGGCUGGUCUUCGUGGCCGGAGGCGUCGGCAUCAACCCUCUGAUAUCCAUCUUUUCCCAGCUGCUCAGAAAUCAUCCAAGCACCCGGCCGCGAGAGAUGCAUUUCCUCUACGCCACCAAAGCAGACUCUGAGCUUGAUACACAGAAGAUUCUGUUCCUGCCUCGACUUAUGGACCUGGUGGCGGCAGUGGCAGAUCCCAACGUCACGUUGAGCCUUUUUGUGACCGGUACUGGCGAUAGCGGCGCCAUUGAGCAUGGCAGACUUCCAAACCGUACCUUCGGCAGACGACUACGUGAGGAAGAUCUUCGCAGUGCCAUCGAUGGUCAUAAGCAGAAUGUGUUUGGUGCCCAGCACGAUCGACAGAGAACGCUUUGCUAUGUUUGUGGUCCGCCGAGCAUGACCGACGAGAUUGUGCAGUUCCUGAGCAGAGAAGAAGGCAUGUCCGAGGCGAGGGUCUUGUGCGAAAAGUGGUGGUGA
Fulvia fulva is the source of this 966-nucleotide messenger RNA. Its product is annotated as Oxidoreductase NAD-binding domain-containing protein 1. The coding region runs from base 1 to 966 and encodes 321 amino acids. Gene Ontology annotation, cellular component: mitochondrion. Lineage: Eukaryota; Fungi; Ascomycota; Dothideomycetes; Mycosphaerellales; Mycosphaerellaceae. The record is from RefSeq and is a predicted model, not a curated record. The transcript is spliced from 2 exons. Gene Ontology annotation, molecular function: oxidoreductase activity.